AUGGAUAGCGAUGUUUCAAUGAAUUGGAUCAAGGAGAGGAUUCAUGAUCAGAAGCAUUUCACAGCGAGAUGGCUCGAUUCGGCGGCAAAAGCUUCUGGACAAAAAGUGGAGAAUCUGGCGAAAGUUUUUGUUGUUGGUUUGAUUGUGCUUUUGAUUGUGGCUGAUAAUCAGGUGAGACACAAAAAUAAGCAGUCCCAAAAAGUUAAACAGUCCCAAAAAAUAAGCAGUCCCAAAAAUAUGCAGACACAAAAAUAAGCAGUCCCAAAAAGUUAAGCAGUCCCAAAAAAUAAGCAGUCCCAAAAAAUAAGCAGUCCCAAAAAGUUAAGCAGUCCCAAAUUUCUCUGCUUCUCUGCGUCUCUCGUUGAUUAGCAUGCAGAGAGAUGAAUAAGCAGACACAAAAAUAAGCAGACACAAAUAUAAGCAGUCCCAAAAAUAAGCAGUCCCAAAUUUCUCUGCUUCUCUGCGUCUCUUGUUGAUUAGCAUGCGGAGAGAUAAAUAAGCAGUCCCAAAAAAUAAGCAGACACAAAAAUAAGCAGUCCCAAAAAUAAGCAGACACAAAAAUAAGCAGUCCCAAAAAUAAGCAGACACAAAAAUAAGCAGUCCCAAAAAUAAGCAGACACAAAAAUAAGCAGUCCCAAAAAUAAGCAGACACAAAAAUAAGCAGUCCCAAAAUAAGCAGUCCCAAAUUUCUCUGCUUCUCUGCGUCUCUCGUUGAUUAGCAUGCAGAGAGAUAAAUAAGCAGACACAAAAAAAAUAAGCAGUCCCAAAAAAAUAAGCAGACACAAAAAUAAGCAGUCCCAAAAAAUAAGCAGUCCCAAAAAUAAGCAGUCCCAAAUUUCUCUGCUUCUCUGCGUAUCUCGUUGAUUAGCAUGCAGAGAGAUAAAUAAGCAGUCCCAAAAACCUCCCUUUUUUCAGGCUCACUUCUUUGCCAAUCUAAUCCUUGUCCUUGUCCCAUUCCUCCUUGUCUUCGUAUAUCCAGAAGAACAACCAACCGAACGUUCAUUACUUGUCUACUUCAUAACUUUCGGAUUUUUAACAACAUUGGAUAGAAAUCUAGAAAAACUUCCGCUUUAUUACGUCAUCAAGUUGGCUAUUCUUCUACUUUUGUAUCUUCCACCAUUUUCACUUUGGAAAUCUAUUGAUGAAAAUGUUAAGAAGAUGGUAGCUGAUGAAAAAAGUCAAGAAAAUACAAAAAAGGAUCAUUUGAACAGUAUGGAAACUUUGCAGUCUAGUGAACCGGCUCCGCCAUCUUCAACCGAAAGUUUUGUGAAUAAAUCGACUAGAAAUACAGUGUCAACAUCUAGAAGAAGUCUUGUAACAGCUCGUGAAAAACGAGAUGAACAAUCUGCGCCUUUAAAUCAAGUUAUGGCCGAUCAAACAGCUUCAACGGCGAAAAGUUUUAAAGAAUCGGAAAAAAGCACGCAGCAAUCCACAAGAUUGGCCACAUUGGAUUCAUCGGCAAAAGCAUCGAUGAGAAUGCCGUUGGCUGGAGAAGCGAUGAAUUCGAAAAGUGGAACUGAUUUGGCGGAUGGAUCGAGGAGAUUGAAAUUGGGGCAGAAUCCGAUGGAAAAUGGAUCGUUUCAUAAUUUGAAAUCGGAUACUGAUGGAUUCAAUUCAACGAGUGAGUUUUAUCACGCUAAUUAAUUUUCUGGGAGACGCAGACACAAAAAAUAAGCAGUCCCAAAAAAUAAGCAGACACAAAAAAAUAAGAAGUCCCAAAAAAUAAGCAGACACAAAAAUAAGCAGUCCCAAAAAAAAUAAGCAGACACAAAAAUAAGCAGUCCCAAAAAUAAGCAGUCACAAAUUUCUCUGUUUCUCUGCGUCUCUCGUUGAAUAGCAUGCAGAGAGAUAAAUAAGCAGUCCCAAAAAAAUAAGCAGACACAAAAAUAAGCAGACACAAAAAAUAAGCAGUCCCAAAAAAUAAGCAGACACAAAAAUAAGCAGUCCCAAAUUUCUCUGUUUCUCUGCGUCUCUCGUUAAUUAGCAUGCAGAGAGACAAAUAAGCAGUCCCAAAAUAUAAGCAGACACAAAAGUUGAGAGAAAAAUUCAAAAGCAAUUGAAGCAUUGCUCAUUUUAAGAAUUCUCCAAAAUAUGUGUUUUUUCCAGUGAUUGGCCCUGCAAACAAUCUCAACGAUCUCGUCUUCUUCCCAAUGAACAGUCUCAUUUUCAACGCGCCAUUCGAUUUCGACAACUUAACAUAUCACAUGAAAAUUCGCAACAACUCACAUCAUCGUAUCGCGUAUGCUGUGAAAGGAAACGCCGUGCCACGAGUUAUGGUAUAUCCGCCAGUUGGCAUUUUUGAUGUGAAAGAGACGAAAGUUUUCGCGGUCACUGUGCAGAAAUUUGAUUAUAAUUUAACGGAUUUUGAAAAGGAUCGCAUCGCUUUUGAUUAUGUGAUUUUGCCGGAUAAUUGUAGAGAUCAAAUGUUUUCGCUGAAAAUGUUUCAGAAUGCGGAUUCGAAAAGAAGAAAGAAUAUUCGCGUUUUGUAUAACCCGUAA
Messenger RNA from Caenorhabditis angaria, 2498 nucleotides. Lineage: Eukaryota; Metazoa; Nematoda; Chromadorea; Rhabditida; Rhabditidae. The record is from the annotation of a GenBank genome assembly.